UCUUGGCUCUGCUUCAGAUCCUCUGCCCACGUCUUCCUCCCUUCGGGGGUCCUUGAUGGUCUUUACAGAUGAACUACCCUAACCCGUUUUGUCCAUAUAUGGUCUCGUUUACACGCGCAUUGUUGUAAGGACAACUCAAGGCUAUUUUCUCUUGCCAACUCUCCUUUAUUUUCUUCUAAAAGGAACGUUAGUGCUUGAUUAAAUGGCCAAGCUUUCCUUUCUCUCACCUUAGGUUAAAUAUGAAAACAUCAAGCAAUGUUUGAUCAAAAAAAAAAAAAAAAAAGAAAACAGGAAUCUGGAUUCACGCUAACUAAACAUAGACAAUACCUCUUCUUUCAAGGGGGUAGUUCUCUUACAGCACAAGAAAAACUUGGUUCAACCCCAGCAUGUUGUGUGGUGCCGUCACCCCCAUUGUGCUGUUGUGGGACACAGGCCGGGCACUGGAGCACAGGCAGAUCUACCUGUUUUUCUUCUUGCUAUACUCGCAAAGGCAUUUCCCCCGCAGUUGGCGGGAGCCGAGGAGAUGAUUCUGGGCAGGUUCACUGCGGGUGCUUCCUGCCUCCCGGGCAGUUGGAGUACAGUCAGUGCGAAGUGAUCAAGUGAGCUACGGCGUGAAAGCGGAUUAAGCCGAGAAGAUUUUCGAGUAACGGGGGUGUCUUCCCCACCUCUCCUGUACCGUGUGAGAACAGGAAUGUCUCUUACGGAGAAAUCCCCGAGCCCACGGUCGUGGGGUACUUAAAUUGAGCGUAUUCCGUAUGGACUGAAGCACCGAGCUCCUUCUGUUAAUGGCUCCGAUAUCUCUGUUUUGCCGUGGGGCGGAUCUGAAUAACACUUUGUAUUUCCGAAAGUGUUUUGGUAUGCAUUGAAGCUAGACAGGUCGUGAUAGAGAGUGUGUUUUUGGACUAGGGGCAAGACUGACAAUAUUCUGCACAUCACAGUACGAAAAAAUAUUUUACUUCACAUAUAUGGGCAUUAGCAAGUCGUUUUCCCGUGAGAUAGAAAUACCACGCAAAGGGGAGGCGUGUUACUUCUUUGUGGUUGCGAUCGCCUCGAGGAUCAAAGAAGAGAUCGGCUCGAGAGAAGGCAAGGCAGGAGAUCACCGAUGCCUCCGUGUCCAUGAGGGUCUCGCCCCCGCGAGUCGCCCGUGGGAAAGGCGGGGCGGGCGGCGCUGGGCAGCGGUGGGUGCCUGCAGUGCCGGGAGGAGGCUGCGGGCGCCGCUGUUGACCGAGGAGGAGCGAGAGGAAGGCCGGGGCGCUGCAGGCAGCCCCGCCCGCCGCGGCCCGGCUCGCUGGCUGGCUGGCUCGGCGGCCGGGCGGUCUGCGAGCGUCCCCGCGGCGCGGAGCCGUGCUGCAGCGGGGCGGCGGGGCCGGGAGCGGCGAACCGAAGCCGGAGCCGGAGCCGGAGCUGGAGCGGGAUCGGCGGGCGGUGCGGCGGCAGUGCGGCGGCGGCGGCGAUGUGCGCGGCGGGGAGGCGGCGGGGCCGGUGGGAGCGAGCCCUGCUGUGGUGCGUGCUGGCGGCGGCGUGGGAGGCGGCGUGGGGGCAGCUGCGCUACUCGGUUCCCGAGGAGGUGCCGAAGGGCUCGUUCGUGGGCGACGUGGGCAAGGACCUGGGGCUGGAGCUGCCGGCGCUCCGACACCGCGGCGUCCGCAUCCUGGACAGAGGUAGGACGCAGUAUUUCGCUCUGCACGGGAAGACGGGACAUUUAGUGGCGGCGGAGAGGAUAGACAGAGAGCAGCUGUGCCGGCUGGUGGAGAAAUGCAUUCUGCGCUGUGAGGUGAUAGUGGAGGGGGAAAUGCAGGUGUAUGAAAUCGAAGUGGAGAUCACGGACAUAAACGACAACGCGCCCAGCUUCCGAGAGGCAGAAACGGAGCUGCGACUGAGCGAGACGACAGCCCCGGGGUCGCGGUUUCCUGUUGCCGAGGCUCACGACCCCGACGCGGGACCGAAUGGCGUGCAGAGGUACGAGCUGAGCGGCGACGAGCACUUCUCGCUGGCCGUGCAGGCGGGCCCCGGCGGGGAUGAGCGUCCCGAGCUGGUGCUGGCGAAGGCGCUGGACCGGGAGGCGGCGGCGUUUCACGAGCUGGUGCUGAGGGCGAGCGACGGCGGAGAGCCGGCGCGGACGGGCACGGCGCGGAUCCGCGUGGCGGUGCUGGACGCGAACGACAACGCGCCCGCCUUCAGCCAGGCGGAGUACACGGUGCGCGUGCCGGAAGACGUGCCCGUGGGCUCCGCCCUCGUCACCCUCACGGCCACCGAUGCCGACGAGGGGACGAACGGGCACGUGAAAUACAGUUUUCAUAAAGCUUCAGACCAAGCACCCGAAAUUUUUCACCUGGACUCUGAGACAGGAGAAAUAUCCGUUAAGGACAGUCUGGACUUUGAGGAAGGUGGUUCGUACGAAAUGGAGGUGCAGGCACGAGACGGCGGGGGCCUUUCCGACACGGCGAAAGUCGUGAUCACGGUGACAGACGUGAAUGACAACGCGCCCGAACUGACAGUGUCGUCAGCGCUGCGCGAGAUCUCUGAGGACGCGCCGUCGGGGACGGUGGUGGCCCUGGUGCACGUGCAGGACCGGGACUCGGGGCCGAACGGGGAGGUGCGGUGCUCGGUAGACGGGGGCGUGCCCUUCCAGCUGAGGAGCUCACGCGGCAGCUACUACAGCGUGGUGACGGCGAGAGAGCUGGACCGCGAGGAGGUGUCGGAGUACAACGUGACGGUGCGGGCGGCGGACGGCGGGUCGCCGGCGCUGUGGAGCAGCGCGGUGCUGGCGCUGCGGGUGCUGGACGUGAACGACAACGCGCCGGUGUUCGCGGAGGCGCGCUACAGCGCCCGGCUGCCCGAGAACAACGCGGCGGGCGCGCUGGUGCUGACGGUGCGGGCGACGGACGCGGACUGGGGGCAGAACGCGCGCGUGCGGUACCGGCUGUCGGAGGGGCGGGUGCGGGGCGCGCCGCUGUCGUCGUACGUGUCGGUGCAGGCGGAGACGGGCGCGCUGUACGCGCUGCGCCCGUUCGACUACGAGGAGGUGCGCGAGGUGGGGCUGUGGGUGCGGGCGGAGGACGGCGGCGCGCCGCCGCUGAGCAGCAACGUGUCGGUGCGGCUCGUGAUCGUGGACGAGAACGACAACGCGCCGCAGGUGCUGUACCCGCCGGCGGCGGCGGCGCCGGGCGCGGGCUGGGCGGGCGUGGAGCUGGCGCCGCGCUCGGCCGAGCCCGGGGCGCUGGUGGCCAAGGUGGUGGCGGUGGACGCGGACGCGGGGCAGAACGCGUGGCUGUCGUACGAGCUGGCCAAGGCGACGGAGCCGGGGCUGUUCCGCGUGGGGCUGCACAGCGGCGAGGUGCGGACGGCGCGCUUCCCGCUGGCCCGCGACGCGGCGCGGCAGAGCCUGGUGGUGGUGGUGAAGGACCACGGGCGGCCGGCGCUGUCGGCCACGGCCACGCUGACGGUGGUGCUGGCCGAGAGCGUGGCCGAGCUGCUGUCGGAGCUGGGCAGCGCGGCGGCGGCGGCGGCGGAGGCGGCGGGGGAGCCGGCCGGCAGCCUGACGCGGUGGCUGGUGGUGGCCGUGGCGGCCGUGUCCUGCCUCUUCCUCGCCUUCCUGCUGCUGCUGCUGGCGCUGCGCCUGCGGCGCUGGCGCCGCUCGCAGCUGCUGGCGGCGGGCAGCGGCGCCUUGCGCGGCGUGCCGGCCUCGCACUUCGUGGGCAUCGACGGCGUCCGCGCCUUCCUGCACUCCUACUCGCACGAGGUGUCGCUCACCGCCGACUCGCGCAAGAGCCAGCUCCGCUUGUCGGGCGGCAGCUGCUGCGACACCCUCCCGGCCCGGCCGCCGCCCGACGAGCCCGCGCCGCUGCUCGGGGAGGACGCUGCCGGCGCCCGCCUCGCGGACCCCGCCCCUGCCCCGGUGAGUUCCUAUAGCGAGACUUUCCUGCCUUUCCUUUCUUGGUAGGCUGCAUUUUUCCUCUUUCUGUUACCUUUUCUCUAUGCGCGCAGGGCAGGCGAGGCGUAGCUAAGAUGCUCUUUCAGGUUGUGAGGGUGGAAGAACGCCGGGCAGGUUGUGAAGUGUUGGAGAAGAGAACUGUGGAAGCUCUGCGUGCA
This is a messenger RNA of Phalacrocorax carbo (great cormorant), 4092 nucleotides long. NCBI's taxonomy places the organism in Eukaryota, Metazoa, Chordata, Aves, Suliformes, Phalacrocoracidae. The record is from RefSeq and is a predicted model, not a curated record.